AUGUCUUUAUCUACUCAGAGACGACUAUUUACCAGUCUCGAUGGUAUCGACGAUAUUCGAGCCAGAGAAGUUUUGCAUCGCACAGAAACAUGCAAUAUUGUCAUUUUUGGAGAAACAGGAGCUGGCCUCACUGACUUCAUAGCAGGUCUUUAUGAGGGCUCUAAAGGAACGGUCCCCAACGAGGAGGCUCAAAAAGUUCUGAAGAAGCUCCUUCGAAACCUUGCGGAGCAGGAUGGCAUUCACCUCCUCAUAUACUGCGUGCAGGGUACGAGAGAGAGCACGGCGUAUCCACCCGCAAAACGGUCCAAAGGAGGUGUCGGUUUCGAACCUUGCUUGUUAAUUUUUUAUGUGGACAAGAACGAGUCUGUCAAUAUGCAGAGAACGGAAGUGCAGAAGGUUCGCAAGGUCUACGCGAAAUCCAAGGUCGGCUUAGUUGUUGUGGUCUGCGGCUGCGACAGUGAUGAAGAUGCGAAAGGAUGGUGGGAGGGGUCAAAUGACACUGGCAAGGACUCAUUGUUAGCCCCAUCCAUUACCUUCACUUGCUUACCUCGAGAUGGGUCGGAACGUUCGGAGAGUGCUCAAGAAACACUCCAAAAGUUGAUUUGGGAGCUAUCUCGCACUGGAGAACCUUGUACUUCUGUGGUCCGAGACCUUCUCAAUCGUGUAUUGGGGUAUCUCAUAAGAGUAGUCUAG
Molecule: messenger RNA, 693 nt
Organism: Suillus fuscotomentosus
Lineage: Eukaryota; Fungi; Basidiomycota; Agaricomycetes; Boletales; Suillaceae
Exons: 3
Coding region: 1-693 (230 amino acids)
Source: RefSeq, a predicted model, not a curated record